Messenger RNA from Chara braunii, 6316 nucleotides. The record is from the annotation of a GenBank genome assembly. Lineage: Eukaryota; Viridiplantae; Streptophyta; Charophyceae; Charales; Characeae.
GCGUGCAUCUCUGGCUUGGCGCACGGCGGGUGACCGUUGAUCGUUGUAGGAGCGGAUACCAUCUGUCGGUUACUACUAGAGCGCGCGCGCCCCAGGUGACCGUCGAAUCCUUGGCCGAUAGGUAACCGAUUCAGGGAUGUGGAAAGCGACUAAGAAGGUGAGGACCUCGUCGACGGCGAUGGAAACGCGCCCUGUGGGCCAGAUGGAAGAUCGGUGUACUUUAAGCAGUGCAAAGAAAAGAACAUGUCGCAGCGGCGGAGAAUGGGAGAGAGUAGGGGAAGGGAGAAGAAGAAGAGAAUGUAGAGGCGGCGGCGGCGGAGGAGGAGGAGGAGAUGGAGGUGGUUUUCGGAAGCAAUCCCCUUGCCACGUGGCAGGAUUUCGUUGGCGUUGGGAAAAUCGAUUCUUGGUCAGCAAUGGUGGUGGAUGGAGCAAGAGCAGUGACCUUUUUGCGGGUGCAUUUCUAGCUAUUAUCUUCUGUUUACUUCCGACCAUGGGAGAAGGAGCUUGGAAACAGCUGAAGCCACCGCCUCCCACUCCAGGAGUAAGGUUCGGGCAUGCAUCUGUUCUUCUACCCAAUCGUCAGUUAUUCGUGUUUGGAGGAAAGCAUCCGGUCACGAACAACUUGCUAGGUGACACGUGGCUCUUCAGCUUUUGGUACAACAAAUGGGUACUCAUCGAGCACCCUUAUGGAUCGAGCCCUGCACCCCGAGUCUACGCAGCAGCAGUGAGCGUCGGAGAGAACGUCCUGUUGUACGGAGGGGACUGCUAUUCUCCGAGGAAAGGAAAUGAACUGCUUUGGAGCAGGCCCUGCAGAGACACAACUUGGUUGUACAAGCUGGCGGAACGACAGUGGAUUAAUUUGCCCAUGAGAGGCAUCCUGGUCAAGCCGCGCAGCCACGUGGCGGCAGUUUCAAACGGUAUGACGUUUUACAUUCAUGGAGGUCGCCGCGAUGGCGGAUGGAUAGACGAAGAGAGUCGCAAGACGUUUCUGCCAACAAUGGCUAAAGGUGACGUCAUCUGGUCUGUCGACUUGGCGGAGAACACGUCUUUUGUGGCCUUCAAGAGUGAUCCACAUACAGGACCUCCAGAGGACAAAUUAUUGCGUUUUGGGCAUGCUGCAGCUUUGGUGGAAUCUAAGAUAUGGAUGUCUGGAGGGAUGUACAAAGGGGCGCCAAGGAAGGAUGUUGUGUCAUUUGACAUCACGACGUCGACUUGGGACCGUUACACUGCACUCACAGGGCCAGGAAGAGCGUUCCAUAACAUGGUUGCAUUCAAUUCCCGAUACCUGGUGUCAUUUGGAGGGUAUGUUCUUCAAGGGACAGAAAGGGGUGUUGACAAAAACGGAGCAAGUGAUGCCAUGAGAGUGUUUGAUUUGUACAAGUUCAAAUGGGGAAGGAUUUACCCCAGGAGUAAUGAUGUUCCUGCUAAGCGCAUGUCACACGCUGGAGGGAUGCUGGAUGACAGGAAACUUGUUGUCUCAGGUGGCUGGACUGGUGUUGAGGGAAUCGAUGACAUGUGGACUUUCGAUGUAACAGGUGUACUGAUGUCAAGAGGGACAGCCAUAGCAAAUGUUAUGCGUCCGAUGGGGACUCCAGUGGUGGUGGAUCGUAUUUCACUUGUUGUGUUUGGGAACGAGGAGGAUUAUGUUGUAAGGUCAGCGUUUGCAAAUUUUACAGAUGUUCCUCGGGGGAACUUCACGGUCAUGGCAGUGGACAGUGGCACUGUGGUUGGAUAUGCAAAUGGGAACAUCAGACGUGCAGGUCGAACCGUUGCUGUUUGGAUUCCAGCAGCAGAGAAAAAGAGCUAUUUGUUUGAAAUGACUAUGGAAGAUGGUUACACUCCAAUGCCAGGUGUGACUAUGACUAUUGAUGUCAACGAGGUUGAUUUAGGGGAUCGUCCAGCAGCUACUAGGAGUUGGAAGCCCUACACGGUUGGCACAGCAAAUGCAGAGGGCAUAUGUGCAACAAAGAUGUAUCCAUCAUUUCUUCCAGGCCUUGGUCUGGAGUUUCACACCAGGUAUCGGCUGCAAUUCUGGCAUGGCACUCGUAAGCCUCUCCUUUUACUCUUCGUGAAAGACGACUUCAUUGUGCCACCUAGACCAACUGCAGCUGAGCAACGCAGGAGGAGGGCGGGGCCAACUGUUGUAAAAAUAAUGUCGAAAGUUCGCUUUUUGCAGCGGACUCCCUUGAAGCAUGGAGCGAACCAUUACACUCUUCAGUCAGCUGCGCAGUAUUACUACCUGAAUUUCAGUUCUAUGGAUGGGUCCUUGUGCAGAAAAGAUGCGAUGGCUUUCAUUAUGAACAUGAAUAUUAGGGGUGCAAGGAUGUCGCCUUGCUGGACGGAUCUCGAUAUCGGCGAGAAGGAGGCAGACGACGAUGGCGCGGCAGCAGGGGGACGACGAUGGCGCGGCAACGGGACGUCGACAACGGCCGCAGCAGAACGGAGACGACGACACGACGGGAUGGCGACGACGUCACUGGCGCCUGGCAGAGGGCGGGAGGGUGGAGGAUUCAGAUUCGAAUCUUGGGAGUUACGAUCGCCGUCGAUCGCCGACAAUCGAUGGCCAAGGAACCCUGGUAGUUCGGCGUCCACUGCUCCAUCUGCUCCUUUACUUGCUCUUCCCGCGCCUGCUACCACAUCUAAUCUUCCCCCUCCCCCACCCCUUCCCCCACUUCCUGCUUCUAACAACACUACCUCAACUUCUGCACCUGUAAUGUCGUCUGGUACGGCGACGUCCAAUGGUCAGUACGGCAAGGGAAGUGGAUGGUAUAACACCAACCAACGGGUUGCUGCGCUCGAAGAGACGGUGAGUCUACUGAAGAAUUGGUAUGGCGCGGAGAUGGCUAAGAUUUUGGCCAAAUGGGCAGAAGAAGCCCGACUACUGAAGGAACGUGAAGACGAAGAACGAAGGCUGAAGGAGAAGCAAGAUCGGGAAAAAUUCCAGAAGGAACUUAGUGACACUUGGAACGCAAAAUUCGAGUCGGUGUGUGGUGCGCUGCGGGCGAACAAGGGCAGUAAUGCGAGUGAGGUGGAGAUCGAGAAAUUGAAGAAGCAGAUUGAGGACUUGAGGGUCAACCAAAGGCAUGGGUUGACAAAUCCGGGAGCGUCGACCAGUGCUCCGACUACUGGCAACGAUGCUCUGCUCGCACGUAUUCUUCAGGAACAUGACGAUAUGAAAGACACGGUUAGAGGAUGCUGCCGCCUGAGGCAAUCGAGGGAGGAAGCUUUGCAGGAGGCAGAGACGUGGAAAAAGGAAGCGUUGAAGUCGGGCAACAAGAGGAGCAGGAUUGCGACCUCACCAUCCUCUAGUUUGAAGAUGCCUCCAGCUGCUACUCCAGCGAAGGGACUUCAGGAAAUACACAAUUUGGAAGUUGAAGCUCUCAAAGCCUUGAGGCUGAAAGAACUUAAUUGGAGAUGGGAGGCGGAGCAAGAAAAUGAGCGGCUAAAGCAACAACAGCGGGAAAUGGAGCGGGAGCAUGCGCGUUUGAAGGAGGAGUUGUCAAAAAGAGGUCAAGAUAAGCGGACACCGUUAUCAAGUUUCCGUGAAAGAUUGGAUGAAGCCGAUGGCCCUGCGGACGGGUUGGGGGCAAGAACCGUAAGAAAGAAGAAGUCCGCUAGCGGUAGUGACGAAGCAAGGGACAACGAUCGGGAUGCCUUCAUGAGGGAGGAACGGAAGGAGUUCAGGAACCUGAAAAAGGACGGCGUUAUGGAGAUAUGUUUGAGGGAAGACGUUAAAUACACUAUCCUCACGGAGACAGUUACUGAGAUUAUUGCCAAGCGGGCGGAACGUGCUUUUGGGAAGCGAGCGGUGGUGCAGGAGAUCUCUGAUGACUUGGCUGAGGGAGGGCAGGAUAACAUUUGUAUGUGGGAAGUACUGCACGGGAUCUCUCGACUCGUUGGAGUGAGCACGUCUAUCGUGCAUGUGAUGCAACCUUGGCUGAUAAGGGAAGGAGGAACGAGCGGCUGUAUCGUUGGCUCCGGAGGUGUGGAGCAGGCAGCAAGGGAGGACCUGCUCUGGGACCUAGAGACAGUAAGGGAACAGGCUGAACAGGAGUACAGCAAGGAACCUGAAAAUUUUCAAAAGCGGACACAGGAAAUAAUUGAGCUCAAAGAGAACGAAAGCAAAACUGAAAACGGGCAAAAAGCAGCUAACCCACAGUGUGAGAACAAAAGAACCUUAGACAACAGCCCAAUCAGAGAGAAAGGACAGGCUGAUUCGAAGAGGAGGAGGGCUAACACCGCUGAAGGCACUGAAGGCGGAGUUGCAAGCCCACAAAACAGUGUAACGGAGAAACCUGCUAAAGACUCGGACUUUGCCAUGGACGAAGAGGACAGCGAUGACAGCAAAAGCUCAAGUGGCUCUGCCCCCAUCAGCGACUCUUCAAUGGCUCCGUACGCAGAGAAGAAAAGAGUCAGAGAACAGGGCCAGAUGGAUGCAAAAGAGAACAACAAGGAUUCUAACGAUCCUUUCCAGGAUCUGCGCCCGAAGAAAUGGAAAGCAGCAAAAGUACAGAAGAAGCAAGACCCCAACCAUGGUCAGACAGAAACUGCCAAGAAAACAGCACGCUCUGACCUUGAGUUGGAACUCGCAGUCAUUGAGGCCCAAGCAGAAAAGCUGAAGAAGCUCAAUGCUGCAUACCAACCGGAAUUCACAUCCCUGCAACACAUAGCUGAGGGUAAAGCCCCGCAUGUACUUCAACAAGCCAGAUCGGCCAGACUUACUAUGAUGGGACUGCAGCCGUUGUUAGCCGCUCGGUAUGUAGAGGAAACCGGUGAAUGGCAAGUCGCCACAGAAGUCUCCUUCGCGAUCCCGUUAUUUGAAGAGGGGCAGAACUUGGUGUCGGUAAUCCGUGAAAAAAUUACCGACACAUAUCCGUUGGGUGUGUAUCAAACGGAAGACUCAACGAAAUUCUCUGGGGGACAAGAGAUGGGAGGGCUGCAUGAGGAUCAGCGAGUGACCCUUACUGACCCAGCGGACCCCAGACAAAGCUCCUUCACCCCCCUGAUCGCCAAGAUGCCUGAGAAAACAAGAUUGAAAAGAGGCAUGAUGUGGAGAUCAUGGGACACAGUUACUGCAAUUCCGUACAGUGUGUUGUCAGGUCUGGGAAUCCCGGCGGAGCUGCCUGCAGCCUCGCUAGCUGACAUCCUCAGAGCUGAUGUCACGCGAAGUGUUAGAGCUUCUGAUAAGCUGCAGACCAUCCAUUCCCGCCAAUGGAGGAGUGCUAAAGCGACCAUGACCUACGAUACUCUGAGUAGGGAAGUGGUAGCGUUCGAAGCGCAGUCCAUGCCAGUUUCCACUUUCUGCCAUAAGGACCUUGAUAAGGGGAAAAAGUGGAAGGGUAGUACCAUCUCGGGUCAGCAAUUUGCUCCUGCGCGCUUGGCCCGUGUGGAGCUUAAGUCUAAGCAUGAGCCACUUACACUUUUUGCUUCUACAAAGUUUGAGCAUCCGAAUCCGGCCAAUUAUGAGUGGAAGAGUUCCACUGAAGAAAAUGGAGGACAAACAAGCCUGCGCUGGUCUUUUGGGAGAAACAAAGAGCUGGGACUGAUCAGGUUGCCCCCUUGCAUGUUCAUUGGAGUGGUGGGCUCGUCUUCUGAAUCAAUCCCAUUUGUGCUGCAGACAGCAGUUACAAGGGGUACUGGUGCUGCUGAUGACUUUUAUGAUGGAUCAGAUGAGGAACUUUCAAAGAGUGCCAAACUGGGAAUUGGUCUUGGGGUUGGCAUGUUACUGUUGAUGCUAGUCAUAGUUUUGGCAAUCCUGCUCAAACUAAUGCAUGAUCGGAAAAAGGCCAAGGCGAAUCUUGAUGAGAAAAGUCGUGCUUUCAUGAAGCAAGGCAUAGAAAUUGGAAGUAUGUCUCCGACAAAAUCCAAGGAUAUGGCGGGUUAUCUGAAAAAUGCGGAUGGGAGCGUGGACACCGCCAACCCCAACUUCGAAAAUGUCAGUGAUCGUACCCAGGCGCAGAAAAUUGCGAUUAAUCUGCUUUUCUGCAUCUCUGUAUAAAACAUAUCCAGAUUCAGUUGCGUAAUCCAAUCUUCUUUGCUAGAGGGACUUCGUCCAGCGGCUCCAGCCCAUCAAGGAGCAUAGGCAAAGAUUAAAAAAAAAAGGGGUGUGACGCAGAAAAGGAGUGUUGGCAAAGAUUAAUAACCCCGGGCUGAAUUGUGAGGUCCCGGCCUCAAAUGAUCUUUGGAAUGCAAUUUUCUUUUUUUUAAUAAAAAAUGGGAAAAAAAAACAAGGGGACUCCCUGUCAGACAUCCAAUCACAGUCGAAUCACCCCAAUUUAUCCCAUUCCCAUUAAAUUAAUAAAUAUUAAAUUGGCAA